GAGGUUAAAUUCAAUAUUAACAACUUUGUCUUUCAAUACUUGAAAUUGAUCUGAAUUUAUUUAAAAGACAUUUAAAAUUGUGAAUCGAUAAACCUUAGGAAUAUUUAAAUUGAAAAUAGACUAAUUGUGAAAAAUGGAUCAGGAAGCUGAUUUUCGAACUCUUGAACGACUUAAAUCAUUGGUUAACAGAUGUGAUGGAACCCAUUCCAGUGUAUUAUCCAUUUUGAGUGAACUUCGAAGCCAUGUUAAAUCAUCUGAUAUGUUGGAAGCUCUUAAAACAGAGCGAAUCGAAAUGUUGGAGAAGGUCGUCAAUUGGGCUGAAAAUUCGGUAACAAUUGAAACAGGAUCAAAUUUAAGUUUGAUAGAGCACAUUUGCCUGAUGAAAGCUCGUGAAGGUAAAUUGAAAGCUGUGAUUAAAGUGUGUGAUCCACUAUUCAAAGAUAUAACCAGUUAUCAUGAAGCAAGGCGUAAUAUGGAGCAAAUUGUCCGAGAAUUGACUUCCCAGGUUAACUCAUUGUACCGUAAAUGGUGUUCAAGUUGGCUUACAGUUGACUUGGACUCACAUAAACCUUGUAUAACAAUUGAUCCACAAUCCCAAGUACCUUUGGUAACAUUUCAACCUCGCCUGGUAACACUUUCCCGUGAAUGUCGAACCCUUAGAUGUCUUGGAUUUAAACUUCCAGACGAUGUUGUUGAAAAGGAGCGCGAUUUGGUUAAAUAUGGAUCUUUGGCAAGACAAUUGGAGGAAAUAGUCAACUUUUAUUGUACCAUUGGUGACUCCAUUUUACUCUGUCAACAGCCAAUUUUGAUUGACGCUGCUCGAUCAUUUACAGCUCUCCUUGAAUCUCGAAACAACACAAUGACCUGGGAUUGUGACAUCAACCAACUGGAAGCUUGGUUAAGUGAAUUAAGAGAUUUUGCUCGUAAAUUUGCCGAUGAAAAUAGACGUUUACAUCGAUAUCAUGGAUCUUUGCUCAAGUCAAUCAUUAAACUGUUUGAUCUUCCACUCAACAAAUGGCGUCCAUUGAUGAAUGAAAUGAUCUCGGUUAUGGUUACAGUCGACAAUUUGUAUUCAAAUACAAACACUUGGAAGAAACAUUGGGACUAUCAAUUGUACAAAAUAUUGGAUUACCAUUUCAACAAAGCGCUAAUUUCCUCUGCAAAUUGGCUUGGAUUCAAUGCGAAUCCCUACUGUGGUCAUCAUUCAACUGAAGUGUCUUCACUAAGAAUUGAUUUAACCUUUAAAAAUGGUCAAAUUAUAUUUCGUCCAUCACUUGAAGAGAUACAGUUUAAGUUGUAUCAUCGGAUCAAUAUGUUUUUAACCACAUUUACACAGUUUAAAGGUUUUCUUGAGUCAAUCAAUCCAGAUAUGUUUCAAUCUAAGGGAGGGAAAGCGAUGAAAAAUAUUUUCUCAACAAUCUAUUUACGAAACAUUGACAAUUUGUCUUGCCUUUAUCAACAUGUUGACCGUAUUUUAUCUGAAUUGAUUAUGAUCCGUCAACAAUUCAAUGAAUGGACAUGUUUAUUCAAUGUAAUCCAAGAAUCGCAUUCAGAUGACUUUUCGCUGUCGACCGUUUUAUCAUUGGUAACAUUGGAAGAUUACCAGAAUAAUUUAACGCUGGUUAAACAGAAAGGAAAAGAUUUUAACAAGAAAUUUAUCGACAACGAUUUAACCUGCUCUACAAGUAAUAUCACUGUUAACUUGAUUCCAAUCAAAGUCUCUGUCGAUUGGAUUUACAGUGAAAUUGACCGGCUUUUAAUCAACUCAUUGCGACGUGAAACAGAGUCCAUGUCUACCGAGCUCAACAAUAAACUGAGUCAAUUAUUAACCCAAUUAACAUCUCCGCCAGAUAAGGUUAAAGCUGUUAUUGAGUUGGAAUCAUUCUGGUUAGAUUCAUCAUCCUCUACAAUCAUUUCAAUUACUUCAACCUACAAUGAAUUGUCUGAAAGAUGCCAAUUCUUAAGCAAAUGGUCUGCUAAAUCAAUCCCAAACUUGGCUGAUUUAAACGAGAAAUAUGGUCGAUUUCAAAGUCUUGUUGACAACAGAGAGUCGCUUAUUGCUUCGUUUAAACAGUUACUUCGAUCACGGCUUGAAACUAGAUCAGGUGAAACGGUUAAAAGUCUUGAGAGUUUAACCCAAAACUGGAAAAUAAUUAAGUCUCGAGGUUAUCCAAAUCCUUCACAACUUGAAGAGUUGAAGCAACAAUUUGAAUCGGUUGGCAGUGAUGUUGAUAAUUAUCUUGAAGGCUGCAAGUACUUUAAUCUUCCAGUUCCAGAGGCUAUUGAAAUGUUCAACUCUUUCCGUGUUGAGAUCAUUGAUUCCCAUAGAAGACUAUUGAAAGCUAAACAAUUUGAUGAUGGAUUGGAGCCUUACUUGGAUACCGAAUGGAUAAUUGUUCGUAAUAAAGUGCCACUUCUUGAAGAUUACAUUGAAUCUUGGGAUAAAUCACAGGCCAACAAUAAUGACGAAGAAGCUGAUGAAGUGAUUAAAAUGCGAGUUAAAGAAUGGAAAAGCUUUAUUGCAAUUUUAAAGCUAAUUAAAGGUGAAGUGUUUGCUAAAUCACACUGGGAUGAGCUUUUAACUUUAAUAGAUUACGAUUCAAGAGCAAUUGAGACUCUAAAGCUGAAAAAUUUGUUUGAUAAACGAGAAACUCUUGUAACAAUUAAGAAUGAAUUGAGAGCGUUAAAUGAUCGAGCACUUGGUGAACAAUCUGUCAGGCAAACAUUUGCCGAACUGGAGUCUUUAGCUGCUUCAGCCAAAUUUGAUUUAACCCGUUACACAAUGGAUUCUGGUCAACAGGUUAGCUUGAUUAAAAAUUGGAGAUCAAUUUUAAACUCCAUUUCGGAAUCAAUUGUAACCUUAAACUCACUCAAAGGAUCAGACUUUUUUGAUCAUUCAUUUACCGAAUCUGGUUCUCAGUGGGAAACACGGUUAACUGGUCUUAAUUCAUUGAUUAACUCUCUGAAUACGGUUCAACGUAAAUGGACUUAUCUUGAACCAAUCUAUAGUCGAAACCAAGGGCCAGAAAUUUUCAACGAUUCAUCUUUUACUUUGGCUUCAAGAGACUUCAUCAAUAUAAUGAAAACAAUUGAAACUGAUUGUCAUGUUGUUAGACUUUUGAGGAUUUCUGGUUUGUCUGAACGGUUAUCAUCCAUUGAUCAACAUUUGGCCUCUUGUCAGAAAAAGUUGAACCUUUUCAUGGAAGAGUCGAGAAAUCGUUUUCCUAGAUUCUAUUUUCUUGCCGAUGAUGAUUUACUUCUUGUCUUGGCUGGUAAAACAUCCAUAACUGAAUCUGGUUUGCUAAAGAAACUGUUUAAUAAUACAAUUACCAAGAUUUUGUUUGAUGGAAAUAAUUCUGUUGCUGUUGAGUCUCCUGAAGGUGAACAGAUUCGCCUUCGAUCUCCAAUUGCAGUCAAUUUCAAUGGUGGCUCAAUUGAAAUUGAAAAUUGGCUUCGAAAUGUGGAGAGUGAAGUAUCUAAAUCACUGAAAACUGAUUUAUUUGACUGUCUUGGUAAAGAGGAUAAUAGCGAUGAGCUUAUUUGGUCAGCUCCAUCUCAAAUAGUCUCUUUAUUUCAAUGGAUUCGGUGGACAGCGUCAACAGAAGAUUGCAUUAGACGAAGUCGUUUAAAGAUACUUCAUAAUGAUUUAGCUCGACAGUUGACUGAUUUAAUUACUGAAGGUUUUAAAGUCACUGAUUUGGUUAUUAAAAUUAAAAUUCGAUCAAUGGUUCUCGAUAUAAUUCACUUUAUUGAUGUAGUUGAACAACUGCUAGCAGCCAAUGUUUCCGAUGUUGAAGAUUGGAGGUGGAAGAAACAACUUCGCUAUUAUGCUGAUGUUGACCGACAACUUGUUUCAGUAUCAAUGGGACUUUCAACAGUUAAUUAUUCCUUUGAUUACAUCGGUUGUUAUGGUUCGGCUAAAUUGGUUCACACUCCGUUAACGGACAAAUGUUUUCUCGUUUUAAUGCAAGCUUUAUCGAUGGGACUUGGCGGCAAUCCUUAUGGUCCAGCUGGGACUGGAAAGACUGAAACUGUAAAAGCUUUAGGACAUCAGCUUGGAAGACAAGUAUUAGUGUUUAAUUGUGAUGAAGCAAUUGAUGUUAAAGCUAUGACUCGCAUUUUGAUUGGUUUAAUCAAGUGUGGUUCUUGGGGUUGUUUUGACGAGUUUAACCGUUUACAAAUCGAAGUAUUGUCAUCUUUAUCAACUCUUAUCCAUUCAAUUCAAGUUGGAUUCAAAAGUACAUCAGAUUUGAUUCACUUGAAUGGACCAAACCAAUGUGAAGUUAAAUUCAAUCGAAACUCAGGAAUAUUUGUCACUCUUAAUCCAGCUGGUAAACAAUACAAAGGACGGAAUGAGCUACCAGAUAAUCUUAAGGCGUUGUUUCUUCCAGUUGCUAUGACAGUUCCUGAUUCUGCUUUAAUUGCCAGAGUUUUAUUGCUUUCUGAAGGAUUUAGUUUAUCCGAAUCUGAACCAUUGGGCCAAAAGGUGACUGCUUGGUUCAAUUUAGCAAAAGAUUCGAUGUCUUACCAAAAACAUUACGAUUGGGGGUUGAGAGCUAUUAAAUCAUGUCUAUCCUCCUGUGGCCGUUUAUUGAGAUCGUCACAAUCAAGUGAUUAUAACAAGAAAGAACUCUCAACAGUGAUUCAAUCUUUAGGAAGGCAAGUUAGAUCAAAAUUAGUAGAUGAAGAUCAACACCGUUUUACCGAUUUAGUAUCCGAUGUUUUUGGUUUGAAAGAUGCUGAGCUGAAUAACUUGAAAUUAACCUCGAAUCUAGAUGUUGAUGUAUUGAAACAAAUUUAUAAUGAAUUGGGGUUGACAUUUGAUGAGAAACAAAUUGAAGGAAUCAAUGUGCUUGAUGAGCAGUUGAACUCGCGUUUAGGUGUUGUCAUUCUUGGUCCAUCUGGCGUUGGUAAAUCAGCAAUUUGGAGAGUUUUAAUGAUCUACAAACGAAAAGCAGAAUCAAUUAAUGUAGUCCCAGUUGUAAUUAAUCCUAAAUCAAUGACUAGAGUACAAUUGUUGGGGUAUAUUGAUGAAGAAACUAGAGAAUGGCAAGAUGGAGUGUUGACCAAAUUAACUCGCACAAUUGCCCGCGAUGAAGGACCUUAUCGUUUCUGGUUAAUUUUUGAUGGUGAAAUUGAUCCUGAUUGGGUGGAAGCUUUGAAUUCGGUUCUUGACGAUAACCAUGUACUAACUUUGCCUUCAGGAGAACGUAUCGAUUUUGAUCCGAAUAAGGUUUCAUUAAUAUUUGAAACGACUUCUCUUCAAUACGCGUCUCCAGCAACAAUUUCUCGUGUUGGAAUUAUUUCCCUUAAUUUUAGUGUUUCCAGCUUGUUUAUACAAUCAACAAUUAUGUCAUUGGGAUUGUCAAUUACAGUGGAUGAGGUUAUCAGUAUUUUGGAUGAAUCGAGUGAUCAAGCGUUUUCUCAAGUCCUUACAGCAUGUCAAUUGUUGAAGCAUUCGGCUAACAGAUCACUUUCUCCAUACGAGGCUCUUAAUUUUCUCAAAAGCGAAACAGUGGCAAUUGUUAAACCUGAUUACACUUCGGGUAGCUUGAUUGUUACCUCUUCAUUGAUUUCAACAAUUGAUUUGAUCAAGAUCUUAAAUGAGACUCGACAACACAUGUUAUUGAUUGGAUCAAAAGGGAUGGGCAAGAAUUUGAUUGUCCAUGAAAUUGUUUUAAAAUCAACAACAUCUUGGAUCAAUAUCAAUUGUGUACCAACAAGUUCACCGAUAAGAUUGAUAGAAUUGAUAAAAGAGAUUUGCCAUGAGACUCAAUCACCAGGCACUGGAAACAGAAAGCUUCUCAAACCAAAAGAUGGCGGGCUAAUUGUCAUUUAUAUGCGAAAUCUUGAACUGAUUCAAGCUGAUUCCUGGAAUUGUGUGACUUUGGUUACAUUUUUAAUUACUCUUAUAACUUAUAAAGGUUUUCACGAUCCCGACACAAAAGAUUGGAUGGUGUUGGAAGAUUUUCAACUUAUAGCAACCAUUAAUGACACAAAAUAUGUAGAUAAUAGAUUUUUGUCCGUAGUUAAUUGUGUCCAUUUAUCUCAAUUGUCUUCCCAUGAAAUUGAAUCAGUCAUCCAGUCCAAGAUUGGUUCACAGAUAACUUGGGCUUCAUCAUUCUCUUCGGGCUUUAAUCAACUUUGUUCCAAGGCAGCAAAUUUGAUUGAUUCCAAAACAAUCCCAAUUCUUUCAGCGGCAACAAGAGCAAUCAAUUCAAUCAAUUCAUAUGAAACGAUAACGAAUGAUGUUUUGAAAAAAGAGUCUCUUAGGUCUUUGGUUAACUAUGUUCCGGUCAACUUUUUAAAUGCUUUAGAAUCCAAUUGUGAUUCCAUCUUUGGUACAAAUAAUUCAUCAAUAAUCAAGUAUCCGUUUUGUUCAUAUUUUGGUGCCAAUACAUCAUUAGUUGAAUCACAAUCAUUUGCAGAUUUGAUUGAUAAAUCAUUCAAUUCAUAUGUUUCAAUAAGUGAGGCUAAAUUACCCCGAUUAGCUCUGAUUCCUGAAGUUCUUGAUCUUUUUUCUCAAGUAUCAGUGUUCUUGGGUGAUUCAACUGUUGGAAUUAAGGGGCUGGUUUUAUUAGGACCAUCUGGCUCAUGUCGUAAAUUAUCUUGUAAAAUAAUGGCCAAUUUGUAUGGUUAUGAAACAGUGUGGAGUCCGAAAUUUUCAUCUGAGAAGCAACUGAUGGCUGACUUUAAAUCGACUUUAGAUUCUGAGGUAGAAAGUGGUAAAGGCGAACGAAUCGUUAUCUUGGUUGAUCAAAUGCAUUUCUCUUUAUUUUCAUUGUUAUGCGAGAAACUUUCAGAUACUUUAUUAACCUAUUCAGGAUCGUUGAUUGUGCGAGUUAUCUUGACGAUGAACAAUUUAGCAUCACCAAUUGAUCGUAUCUGGUCACGAGCUUGCUACUCUAUAUAUCCAGUGCGUCCCUGGUCUGAAUCAAGUUUAUUUGAUUUACCAAAAUACAUUUUGUCUGAUUUAGGUAACACAGAGACAAUUUGUAACCAAUUUGUUCAACUUUGGAACCUUUCUCCAGAAGUUAAAGGUGAUUGUCGACGUUAUAUUUCAUUUAUAUUAACCUUUGAGGUUAUACGAGAUCACAAAGUUUCCCAGUUAAAUAAUCAAAAAGAAAGGCUUGAGAAAGGUUUAGGGAAGUUGGAAGAAGCGUCUACAGAAGUGGCCAAACUUCAAGAAGAAGCAGCAAACCAACAAGCAAUUUUAGCAUCCAAAAGGUCUGAAGCUGAUGCAGCACUGAACAUGAUUACCGAAUCUAUGCAUGAUUCUGAAGGACAAAAGGUUGAACUGGAACAAAUAAAACAGCAAACUGAGCGUGAAUCUAUGACAUUAACCAAGAGAAAGGGAGAAAUUGAAAUUGAAUUGAAAGAAAUCGAGCCUAUUCUUCAAUCGGCGAAAGCUGCUGUUGGUGGAAUAAAAUCUGAGUCGUUGUCGGAAAUCAGAUCUCUUAGAGCUCCUCCUGAAGUGAUUCGUGAUAUAUUAGAAGGUGUCCUUCGAUUAAUGGGAGUUUCAGAUACUUCAUGGGUUUCAAUGAAAUCGUUUCUUUCUCGUCGCGGUGUUAAAGAUGAAAUAAUUAACUUCGAUGCAAGAAAAAUAACACCAGAAAUACGAGCUCGGGUUGAAAGUUCAUUGGCAAAUAAACCAGACAGCUUUGAUGAGAGACAAGCAAAGCGAGCUUCAAUAGCUGCUGCUCCUUUAGCGAAUUGGGUUAAAGCUAACCUAGCUUAUUCAAAGGUACUCCAUAAAAUAAAACCAUUGGAAGAUGAACAAGCUCGACUUCAAUCGAAUCUAAGGUCAGCUCAAAACCGUAUGAAAGCCUUGGCAUCAGAGUUGAAUGGAGUUGAACGCGAAGUUGGAUCUCUGAGAGAUAAAUUGAACCAGGUAACUAUUGAAGCAGCUCAAAUUGAAGUUGGGUUGAACAAAACCAACGCCAUUCUAUCUGCAAGCAAAGAACUUAUUGGAGAAUUGAGUUCAGAAUAUGAAAGAUGGAAGAAACAACUGAGUGACAUCAAUGUAUCAUUUGAAACGUUGCCAUUGAAAUGUUUGAUAGUUUCAGCUUAUAUUCAUUUCACUGGACGUCAAGAAUCAACAAGUGUCAAAAAAUCGAUUCUAAAAACUCUUUGCUCGAGUCUUGGUAUUGAAACCUUUUCCAUUUGUGAUUUUGCUGAUGUUAAACACGAUAAUGAAGUCUUUUACGCUUUCCAAACAUUCUUGUUAACUCCUGUUCUUAUUGACCCAUCUCGUAAAUGUUUAUCCGCAAUUGGCAAAGCAGUCGAAAUAAUUGACACAUCUAGAAGUGAUUGGCUUAGAUUGGUCGAGUUAGCACUUCGAUUUGGCAAAACAAUUGUUCUUGAAUCCAUCUCUGGUCCAUCAGUUGGUUUAAUAUCCUUAUUAAGAUUUGAUAUUUAUGGGGUUGAAGGUUCUCGUUGUUACACAUAUCUGGGUGACAAAAGGGUUGAUUACAAUGGUAAUUUUCGAUGUUACCUUCUGACCAACUCAAUUGAUCACAACAAUCCAAAUGAUUUCACUUCUUGGUCCCUGGUUAAUCUAAUCAACAUGUCUCCUAGUAGUGAUACCACAGAGGCCAAUUUACUGCGAUUAACAAUAACCAUCCGAAGACCUGAAUUGGAGGAAAAAAAGCUGGCAGCUGAUCAUACUUCACGUGAACUGUUAGGUAAAUUGAAAGGUUUAGAAGAUCAAUUGCUGAUUACUCUUAACUCAUCAACUGGUAACAUUUUGGAUGACCGUGAAUUAGUGGCAAGCUUGAAGGCAAUAAAAGCAUCUGCCAAAGACAUUGAAGCAUCGUUGGUUGAAUCAAAUAAUUUAACCAUAGACAUAGACAAAGAGCGCCAACAAUAUCAACCAUUGGCAUCGAUGGGAUCACUGUUGUUCCACUCAAUCAGAGAUUUAUCCAAUUUACACCCAAUUUAUUCAUUUGGAAUUAAUGAAUAUGAAUCACUUUACUCUAGAACAUUAAUUUCAACUAAAAACAUUACAGACGAAAAAUUAUUAUCAUCUGUUUACAGUUACAUUGGUCAAGCUUUAUUUCCCCAAGACAAGGCCAUCUUUCGUCGAUAUCUUGAAUCAACAAUACCAAUUUCUCGUCAUCUUGAUGAAAAUGUUAAUCCUAAUUUACGUAAUUUUUUAAAACAAUGUUUAUCUACAACUGAUUGCCGAAUAGUAUUGAUAAUUACCUCAAAAGGGACUGACCCAAGCGGAGAGAUUCGUGAAUCCUUAAUAAAUGAACAAUCAGCUGGUAAACAAAGUUUCUACUCAAUGGGGCCUGAUGUUAUUCCAACAGUUGAAAAACUCUUAAUUAGUGACAAUCGUCAGGUUCAAUCUUCCUCAUCUUCAUCAAGUUCUUUGACAUCAUUCAUCUGUUUGUCAAAUCUUCAUGUUGUUCUGGAUUGGUUACCCACAUUAUCUCGCCUUUUGUCAUCUCGUAAAGCUAAUGAUGAUCAACCUGGAUCAUUUAUCGUUCUUGUUACCCAAAUUCACGACCGAAUUCCCGUUUCUCUUCUUGAGCUGUGUAUCAAAUUUGUUUACCUGUCAUCUCCUGGCCUAAGAGACUCGAUCGAUAAUUUAGAGUCAGAAAUUGGAUCCAAUACAAUGAAUGGCCGCCUGCAACAAGUUUCCCGCUUAACCUAUUUCCAUAGCAUUGUUUGUGAAAGAUGCAAUUAUGUUCCUAUUGGUUGGACUAAAUUUUACGAUUUCGGGUUUAAUGAUUAUCGAACAGCAACUAAUAUCAUAGAUACAGUAAAAACACGGAAAGAUAGAAGUCUGCAAUUACAAUAUAUACGGGGAAUAAUGUCAAGUGUACUUUAUGGCGCUCGUUUGGAUACUCAAAUGGAUUUUGAAAUACUGUCAGCUUUGUUACGUAAAUGGUUCAACUCAUCAGAUAAAAUUAACCGUUCAUCUCUUGACGAAAAGAGUGACUUUAAUCUUCUUGGAUUAGCACCAAAUGUUAACCGUUGGAAAGUCUCAAUGUUUGAAGAAACCGUGGAAAAGGGUUUGAAAAUUUUGGAAUCAACCAGUAAAGUAAAGUCUGACAAAGCCUUUUCAACAGCUGAAUCAAUUAACAAGUUGCUAGAUAUGGCUCAAAAUUUAGCAGACAUUAUUGACAAUCAAUUCAAUAAUCGGAAUCGCCGUCGUUCAUCAAUCAAAGAAGAUUCAUUAAUUCGCUUUUUUGAAUCUGAAAAAUUACACCUUAAACAGCUGAUACAAACAAUUUUGGUUAACCUAAGUGAAGUUGAUUCUGAAGCUUAUCUCUCAACAAUUCGUGGGGAAACUCCUGACAAUUGGUUGAUCCAAUGGCCAACUGGUUCAAAUGAAGUCGAUAAAUUUAUUCAAGGAUUGAAUUACAUAACUAAUUCAUUGAUAAACUAUUCUCAUGGUCAUAAUGAUUCGCCAAGCUUUAAUCUCGGCUCAUUUUUGCAUCCAAUGGCUUUUAUCAACGCCAUUCAUCAAAAAGCCUCCCGAUUAAUGGAUACAACAAUAGAUAACAUUAAAACAUUUUGCUCUUGGCCUGGAGUCACAAAUAAUCGGUUAAACCCGAAAGAAUCAUUUACUAUAACAAUUGAAGGUUUACUCUUGGAAGGAGCUUUGUUUGAAAAUGGUUAUUUAAGAGACUGCAAUAUUAAUUCUGAUCUUCAAUCAGAGUUGCCUCCAAUGCAACUUCAUCUUACUCCAAAGGCCUUAACGUUUGAAUAUGAAACUGAAUAUGUAGUUUUACCUGUUUAUGGAUCAAAAUCGAGAGAGAUUUUGAUUACUUGGUUUGAUGUUCCUUGUAAAGCAAAUACUCAGGAUGAUUGGAUAACUCGUGGAACUGCCAUCUUGAUUAAUAGUCAUUGUUUAUAAUGUUGAUAAGUUUAUCGAGUAAAUCGUUGGAAACUAAUGAAAUGCUUGAUUCAUAAGAAUUCCAAUUAUUGAGCCUGUUUUCAAGGACCGUGUCUGGUGGUUGCUCAACGAUCAAAUUAAUUCGCAUAAACCUGAUCAACCCUCAACAAGCUCCUGAUUAUCGCGACUCGCUGGAAUCAAGAUUAUCUAUCCAAUUGUAACCAUUGAGAUGAAUGACUGGAAUCAAAUUUACACUUAAACCUUUAAUGUUGGAUAGUUACACUUUAUGGUCAAAUCCUUCCAGAUCUUAUCCUAGGUUUACAGUGUUGUUAAAGCUAAUUGUUAUACAAAUGAUUGUUACAAGAUCUGGCCUGACGCCAAUUGAGAUCACUAACGAUUGUAACAUUAAAAUGUUAUUUCACAGGAAUUAGCUUAAGCCUGAAAUGAUACACAAUCUAAAAGUGAAUUCAAUAAUAUCGUGAAAUUGUGAUAAGAUGCUUCAGAUCAACUUUAAUUGCUUGCAAAUAAUUGAAACAUUACAUUGGUAUGUGGGUGGGAAUACAAAAAUGAUUCAGAUUGCGACUGAAAAACUCAUCUUCAUCGUCUUUAUCUUCAUCUUAGCCACAAAGAUUUCCCUUUCUUUACAUUUUCCUCCUCCUUUUCAAAGAGAAGAUGAAAAUGAUUGGGAAAAAAAUACAAACUUGACAAACCCAUUCGCAGCUUAGCUUCAUCUUACCAUCUUCAUCAUCAUCCUCUUCCUUCCCAGACUCUCUUUCAUUUCAUCUUCUCUGUCUAUUCAACUCUGUCUUCUUGGACCAAAAAAAGUUCACAGAUAUUGUUAAUUCCUUAGGAUUAUUUGAUUAUUUUGGUGCUUGUUGCACGAUUAACUAGUUACAUUCAUUUUGCGUUUUACCUUUUUUUUUUAAUCUUCCUUAUGUCAAACAUUUGGAUAAAUCACGUAAAAUUGAUUGAGAAUGAUCAUCACUCGAUUGUUAUGUAAUUGUCUUGCAAUGAAAUUAAUAUCAACAAUUUAACAUUCAUCUAGUUAAUCAAUUGUUCUAGUUUUUGUGGGCAACAAUUUUACUCGUUGUUGUCCAUUAGUCAACCUUUUUACAACUUUUAUUAUUAAUAUUAUUAUAAAAUUAUAUUCACAAUUA
Tetranychus urticae (two-spotted spider mite) is the source of this 12003-nucleotide messenger RNA. RefSeq names its product dynein cytoplasmic heavy chain beethoven (gene btv). The record is from RefSeq and is a predicted model, not a curated record. Gene Ontology annotation, biological process: microtubule-based movement. Gene Ontology annotation, cellular component: dynein complex. NCBI's taxonomy places the organism in Eukaryota, Metazoa, Arthropoda, Arachnida, Trombidiformes, Tetranychidae. Gene Ontology annotation, molecular function: minus-end-directed microtubule motor activity; dynein light intermediate chain binding; ATP binding.